ACUGUUUACACGAGGAGCGGCCCCAGCCUUCGGCCUCAGUCAGGCGCUCGGCUCCGUUUCGGCUUCACUUCCGGUGAGGGGCCGCCUUCGAGCGGGCGGCGAGCCGACGGCGAGCGCGGGCGGCGGCGGUGACGGCGGCGCGGCUGCCAGGGGGCGUGCAGCAGCGCGGCGGCGGCGGCAGCGGCAGCGGCAGCGACAGCGGCAGGGCCUCGAGCGCCCACAGCCCACCUCUCGGGGGCGGGCUCCCGGCGUGAGCAGGGCUGACGAGAAGAUGGAGGAGCUGGUGGUGGAAGUGCGGGGCUCCAAUGGCGCUUUCUAUAAGGCAUUUGUAAAGGAUGUUCAUGAAGAUUCAAUAACAGUCGCAUUUGAAAACAACUGGCAGCCAGAGAGGCAGAUCCCAUUCCAUGAUGUGAGAUUCCCACCACCUGUAGGUUAUAAUAAAGAUAUAAAUGAAAGUGAUGAAGUUGAGGUUUAUUCCAGAGCAAAUGAAAAGGAGCCUUGCUGUUGGUGGUUAGCCAAAGUGAGGAUGAUAAAGGGUGAGUUUUAUGUGAUAGAAUAUGCAGCCUGUGAUGCUACAUACAAUGAAAUUGUCACAAUUGAGCGCCUAAGAUCUGUGAAUCCCAACAAACCUGCUACUAAGGAUACUUUUCAUAAAAUCAAGCUGGAAGUACCAGAAGACUUACGGCAAAUGUGUGCUAAAGAAUCUGCACAUAAAGAUUUUAAAAAGGCAGUUGGUGCCUUUUCUGUAUCUUAUGACCCAGAAACUUAUCAGCUUGUCAUUUUGUCCAUCAAUGAAGUCACCUCAAAGCGAGCACAUAUGCUGAUUGACAUGCACUUUCGGAGUCUCCGCACUAAAUUAUCGCUGAUCCUGAGAAAUGAAGAGGCCAGUAAGCAACUGGAGAGUUCAAGGCAGCUUGCUUCAAGGUUUCAUGAACAGUUUAUCGUUCGAGAAGAUCUGAUGGGUCUAGCUAUUGGUACUCAUGGUGCUAAUAUCCAGCAAGCUAGAAAAGUACCUGGAGUCACUGCUAUUGAUCUAGAUGAAGACACCUGCACAUUUCAUAUUUAUGGAGAGGAUCAGGAUGCAGUAAAAAAGGCUAGAAGCUUUCUUGAAUUUGCUGAAGAUGUAAUACAAGUUCCAAGGAAUUUAGUAGGUAAAGUAAUAGGAAAAAAUGGAAAACUGAUUCAGGAAAUUGUGGACAAAUCAGGAGUUGUGAGGGUGAGGAUUGAGGCUGAAAAUGAGAAAAAUGUCCCUCAAGAAGAGGAAAUAAUGCCACCAAAUUCCCUACCUUCCAAUAAUUCAAGGGUUGGACCUAAUUCCUCUGAAGAAAAAAAACAUUUAGAUUUAAAGGAAAAUAGUGCCCAUUUUUCUCAGCCUAAUAGCACAAAAGUACAGAGGGUGGUAGUGGUUUCAUCAGUUGUAGCAGGGGAAUCCCAGAAACCUGAACUCAAGGCUUGGCAGGGCAUGGUACCAUUUGUUUUUGUGGGAACAAAAGACAGCAUCGCUAAUGCUACUGUCCUUUUGGAUUAUCAUCUGAACUACUUAAAGGAAGUAGACCAGUUGCGUUUGGAGAGAUUACAAAUUGAUGAGCAGUUGCGACAGAUUGGAGCUAGUUCUAGACCACCACCAAAUCGUACAGAUAAGGAAAAAGGCUAUGUGACUGAUGAUGGUCAAGGAAUGGGUCGAGGUAGUAGACCUUACAGAAAUAGGGGGCACGGCAGACGCGGUCCUGGAUAUACUUCAGGAACUAAUUCUGAAGCAUCAAAUGCUUCUGAAACAGAAUCUGACCACAGAGACGAACUCAGUGAUUGGUCAUUAGCUCCAACAGAGGAAGAGAGGGAGAGCUUCCUGCGCAGAGGAGACGGACGGCGGCGUGGAGGGGGAGGAAGAGGACAAGGAGGAAGAGGACGAGGAGGAGGCUUCAAAGGCAACGACGAUCACUCCCGAACUGAUAAUCGUCCGCGUAAUCCAAGAGAGGCUAAAGGAAGAACAGCUGAUGGAUCCCUUCAGAAUGCCUCCAGUGAAGGUAAUCGGCUGCGCCCGGGUAAAGAUCGAAACCAGAAGAAGGACAAGCCCGACAGUGUGGAUGGUCAGCAACCACUAGUGAAUGGAGUACCCUAAACUGCAUAAUUCUGAAGUUAUAUUUCCUAUACCAUUUCCGUAAUUCUUAUUCCAUAUUAGAAAACUUUGUUAGGCCAAAGACAAAUAGUAGGCAAGAUGGCACAGGGCAUGAAAUGAACACAAAUUCUGCUAAGAAGUUAUUUUUUGAUAUUGGCCAUAAGCAACAAUCUCUCAAACUUGCACAAAAUGAUGAAAUUAAAGCAUUGCUUUUAAGUAUACUUAGUACUUCAGGGCAGGAUUUUAAUUAUACUUUUCAAAGUACUGAGCAGUGAUGUCCUUUAUUCAUUUGGACCAUUUUUCCUGCAUUGGGUAAUAACUCAUCAGGAUGUUUUAGUUUUUCUCAAAAAAUAGCAUUUAUAGGAAUCAUACUAGACUUCUGUUUUCAAUCUCAUAUAGAAGUCUCCAUGAAAUGCGUGUCAUUUCAUGUCCUGUGUCAGUUUAUGUUUUGGUCCACUUUUCCAUUAUUUUAGUGGACCCUGAAAUGUGUGUGAUGUGACAUUUGUCAUUUUCAUUAGCAAAAAAAAAGUUGUAUGAUCUGUGCCUUUUUUAUAUCUUGGCAGGUAGGAAUAUUAUAUUUGGAUGCAGAGUUCAGGGAAGAUAAGUUGGAAACACUAAAUGUUAAAGAUGUAGCAAACCCUGUCGAACAUUAGAACUUUAUAGAAUGCAUGCUCUCCAUAUUUUUUUCCUUACAUAAACAUCAGGUUAGGCAGUAAAGAAUAGGACUUGUUUUUCUGUUUAUGUUUUGUUGCACUGAAGUUUGACAAAUAGUGUUACUGAAAGGGAUGUGAAAUUUUUCUGUAUAGACAGGAGAAGAAAUAACUCUUUUCAUUUGAGAGAGGCUAACAUGUCUUCAGCUAGGAACAAAUCUUCCUGGUUGAAAGUUAGUGGGAUAUGCCUGCUCUUUGGCCUGAUGACCAAUUUUAACUUAGAACCUUUUUUAUUUUGUCCUCCCCAAAUUUUGUGAAGUUUUUCCUAGUUUAAAAUCAAGCUUAUUUUGGGGAGAUAGGAAAGUUGUUUUCAUGUAUACAUAAUAACCCUGUGAAGUACAGGUACUUUGUCUAAGAAACAUUGGAAGCAGGUUAAAUGUUUUGUUAACUUUUAAAUAUAAAGUCUAAUGUAUACGCAGAAUUGAAAAGCAUACUAGGCUCAAUUAACAGUAAUACUUUUUUUCCCCUAUUUUUUAGUUUUGAUGUGAUUUUGAUUUUGGUUUUGAGCUUUUUUUUUAAUGAAAAAAAAAUUACUGAGGAAAAAUAUGUGAAAGACCUUCACUCCUAAGAUGUUAUAUUUUUCUUAAAAAAUAACUCCAUGUAGGGGUACCACCGAAUCUGUACAGAGCCGUACAAACUGAAGUUCGGUAUUUUGUGAGUUUGUUUUUUUUUUUUUUCAUUUUCAUUUUACAGUUACUUUUCCUUGCAUACAAAUAGGCAUAUAAAAAGGCAACAAACUGCACAUGAUUUCACAAAUAUUAAAAAGUCAUUUAAAAAGUAUUGCCAAACAUUAAUGUUGAUUUCUAGUUAUUUAUUCUGGGAAUGUAUAGUAUUUGAAAACAGAAAUUGGUACCUUGCACACAGCAUCAUCUGUAAGCUGUUCGGUUUUAAAAUACUGUAGAUAAUUAACCAAGGUAGAAUGACCUUGUAAUGUAACUGCUCUUGGGCAAUAUUCUCUGUACAUACUAGCGACAACAGAUUGGAUUUUAUGUUGACAUUUGUUUGGUUAUAGUGCAAUAUAUUUUGUAUGCAAGCAGUUUUAAUAAAGUUUGAUCUUCCUCUGCUAAAUUGAUGUUGAUGCAAUCCUUACAAUGAUUGCUUUUUAAAUUUUAAGAUAGGAAAAGAAGAAAUCUCUGAGUUGCAUUCUGUUACAAAAUGUAACUGUUACCAUUGGAAAUUUCACAUAUAGGAAGUUAGCCGUUAAUCUACCAACAUUAUCUACCAACUUUCGAGAACUUAAUUUUGUUUAAUAAUAAAGUGAAAAAACCAACAAUGUGGUACAAAACUACAGUGUACCAUUACAAUAUGCACUAAGUCUCUUUUUUACAAAGGCUGGAUUCAGCAAGGCGCUAACUUGCUUAAAUGUGAAUUACUAACUUCUAAAACUGUAAUUUGAUUCACAUGUUUUCAAAUGGAGUUGGAGUUGAUUCAUAUUACAAUAUUUGUGUGCAAAUGUGUAUGUUUUUCAGUUCAAAGUCAUGAUGUUUUUAAAAUCUUAUUAAAGUUUCAAAAAUCUGAAGAUUGUUUAUCUAGAUGUAAAUUUUUAUUAAAAAGUUGCACUUAUGAAAACACAAAAA
Dipodomys spectabilis (banner-tailed kangaroo rat) is the source of this 4403-nucleotide messenger RNA. RefSeq names its product FMRP translational regulator 1 (gene Fmr1). Gene Ontology annotation, molecular function: translation regulator activity; protein homodimerization activity; mRNA 3'-UTR binding. Lineage: Eukaryota; Metazoa; Chordata; Mammalia; Rodentia; Heteromyidae. The record is from RefSeq and is a predicted model, not a curated record. The transcript is spliced from 17 exons. Gene Ontology annotation, biological process: regulation of filopodium assembly; DNA damage response; central nervous system development. Gene Ontology annotation, cellular component: growth cone; neuronal ribonucleoprotein granule; axon. The coding region runs from base 272 to 2119 and encodes 615 amino acids.